Messenger RNA from Ruditapes philippinarum (Manila clam), 1002 nucleotides. RefSeq lists its product as uncharacterized. The transcript has 4 exons. The coding region runs from base 173 to 547 and encodes 124 amino acids. NCBI's taxonomy places the organism in Eukaryota, Metazoa, Mollusca, Bivalvia, Venerida, Veneridae. The record is from RefSeq and is a predicted model, not a curated record.
AAGGUCCAUAUUAUAUGUAAAAAUUGUUAUAUUGACGAGAAACGACAUUCCUUUCACAACAAUAUCCGGUUUCAUAAGGUAUAAAAGCAAGGUGCAGAUUUAGUUGACCAUAUCUUACGGAAGUCAUUCUUACGUAAACAUUGGAACUGAAACAGAAAGACGUUCUGGCAAAAUGUCAAUCAAAACUACAUGUGGUUUAUUUGUUGUCUGCUGCAUUGCUCAGACAUUGUCAAUGGUACUUCCCGGAGGUGGAGGAAUGUACGGGGGAUAUGGUGGCUGUGCAGAAACAAUAACAUCAGAACAUAUAGCGGCUGCUAACUUUGCCCUGUCAAGCAACGGCAUUGGAAUUACACUGGAUAGCAUUUUAUGCGUCAAGGAGCAGAUUGUGGAUGGAAUCAAUUAUGACAUGAAACUCAGAGUAAAUGUAGGACAUACAUGCAAGGAAACAUGCGAUAUUGUUGUUUAUCGUGGUCCAUUCAGCCAACAACCUAUGCCGAUGUCAGUGAGCAGUAAAACCUGUACCAGUACCUGUGCUGGCCAGUUAUAAAUACAAUCUCAACAUAAUUAUAAUCCCGGAUUAAUUAGAGAUUGAACAGUUUACUCACAUGUGUAUGAAUGAUUUUUUUGUGUGAUUGAUUAAAAAAGACUUAAACCUAGCUACUUUGAAACAUGAUGCUUCUUGUUUACUGUGUGAUGUCAUGAUGUAACAAAUGAGUGUUUUCUACACAAUAAUAAAAGAGCGUUAUUUUCACGUUGUGACGUCAUCUUAGUCGACAAAGAUGACAGUUUUUGCAACUCUAGUGAUAACUUACACAUGACUCUGAUGUUUGUAUUCUUAGUUUCUCUUUAUCCAAUAUAAAAAAUGUAUUUCUAGUUUUCGACGCUAUUAAUUUAACGUUGUUUACCAAACAGUACGUGUACGUGUUUGUAAGAACCUUAAAUUUAAACUGAUAUUCUACUAGAUUCUACCUUUUUUGUUAAUAAAUUUCAAGUAUAAAUUUA